Camellia sinensis is the source of this 1118-nucleotide messenger RNA. RefSeq names its product chloroplastic group IIB intron splicing facilitator CRS2-B, chloroplastic. Gene Ontology annotation, molecular function: peptidyl-tRNA hydrolase activity. NCBI's taxonomy places the organism in Eukaryota, Viridiplantae, Streptophyta, Magnoliopsida, Ericales, Theaceae. The record is from RefSeq and is a predicted model, not a curated record.
AAGAAGAAAAAAAAGACUGACUUUGGAAUCCAUAUCCGGUGCAAACGUCAAACAGAGGGCAGCACGAGGAGCCGAGGCUGUAGAGUUGGAUAGGCUCGUCUUCAGAAUCGAAAGCACAUCCAAGACUCGGAUUGAUUCUAUCAAGAAAACGAACGAGCUCGAUGUUGUAUGCACUUUCUGUCCCUAAAACUUGCAUCUCCUACCCAAGAAACCCUAUUUUUCAUCCAAGGCAUUUGGGUCCAACAAGGCUUCGUGUAUUGGCUUCAUUGCCAGAUCCUGAUGGGGUUAAAGUGGAGUAUACUCCCUGGUUAAUUGUUGGUUUAGGAAACCCUGGGAACAAGUAUCAUGGAACUCGGCACAAUGUUGGUUUUGAAAUGAUUGAUCAUCUUUCUCAAGCACAAGGAAUUCUGUUGAACACAAUACAGUCGAAGGCCUUGUUUGGAAUAGGUUCUAUUGGAGAGGUACCAAUUCUGUUGGCAAAACCUCAAGCUUACAUGAACUUCAGUGGAGAAUCGGUUGGACCACUUGCUGCAUAUUAUCAAGUGCCCUUGCGUCAUAUCCUAUUGGUUUAUGAUGAUAUGAGCCUACCAAAUGGUGUUUUGAGGCUUCAGCCAAAAGGAGGGCAUGGCCAUCACAACGGAGUGAAGAGUGUGAUGGACCAUUUGGAUGGUUGCCGUGAAUUUCCACGGUUAUGCAUAGGCAUUGGAAAUCCACCUGGUAAUAUGGAUAUGAAAGCUUAUCUUCUCCAGAAAUUCAGUUCGUUAGAACGGGAACUAGUGGAUGAAGCACUGCAACAAGGGGUUGAUGCAGUGAGGAAUCUGGUACUCCAUGGGUUCAACAGCAGUACCACUAGAUUUAAUCUGGAGCAGAAAUAUAAGUAUCACAAGGUUUGAUUAUCACUCCCAAAGUUUUCUAAAAGCAAGUAAAGAAGGCCAUAGAUGAGUUAUGUCAUCAUAUACUCUCCCAGGUGAGAGGCUCAUACAUAUGUUUCAAGUAAUGUUGAGAGUUCUUGUAAGACAAAGUACUAUUGAAUAUUGAUUGCUAUUGUAAUUUGUAUUUUAAUACCUUGUACCUUGUUUUAUUUCAUUAUUUUAACACAUUUUCUGUUUUUGGUGCCA